This is a messenger RNA of Harpegnathos saltator (Jerdon's jumping ant), 2925 nucleotides long. It is a transcript of the gene Polr1F, whose product is annotated as RNA polymerase I subunit F. The record is from RefSeq and is a predicted model, not a curated record. Gene Ontology annotation, biological process: transcription elongation by RNA polymerase I; DNA-templated transcription initiation. Lineage: Eukaryota; Metazoa; Arthropoda; Insecta; Hymenoptera; Formicidae. The transcript has 3 exons. Gene Ontology annotation, cellular component: RNA polymerase I complex. Bases 194 to 1843 code for a protein of 549 amino acids.
AAAGUGAAAACAAAUAUAGUUUUCUCAUUCUAACUUAUUGCACUAGUUCCGCAGUGCCGCUAAAAAGACCAAACAUAUGUAUGAGCUAACCUUAUAUUAACAUUAACCUAAUCUGAAUUUUCGCGCUUCGAAACGUUUAGACGUGGUAUCAAGUAUAUUCUUUUAAAGUAAUUUUGUCUGGUUACAAAGCAAAAUGAAAUUUAAGACAAAUCAGAAAAUAAUGUGGACUCCCUUAGAGUUAGAAGGACUUUUAGAAGAUAAUGAUUCUUGCGUACAUUUCGAGAAAACUAACAAACAUCUCGCACUAUAUCCGUUCCAUUUAAAAAACCUCCGGAGAGCUCUCAAUGAGAUUAUGAUGUCUAUGUUAAAUACUUAUGAUACAGAAUUAAAAGGAUUUCUAAUAUCGUACAAAAAUCCUAAAGUACUGAGUAAUCUUGGAGAGACAUUCUAUGACAGCUGUUUCAUUCAUAUUGAUAUUGAAGCUGACUUUUAUCUGUUUUGUCCAAAAGUUGGAUGUUCUUUAAAAGGUAUAGUGAAUAAAAAGGGCUUGGAUCAUAUUGUCUUACUUGUGCACAAAAUAUUUACUGUUACUAUCCCAAAACCAGACAAUGAGGAGGAAUGGCUAGGUGAUAAUCUAGAAAUUGGCCAAGAAACAAAAUGUUGUGUAACCCACAUAGAUAGAAAUACCAAACCACCUUUCAUCUGUGCCACUUUAAGUACUGAUUACUUGCAAAGUUGUAGACUACCAGAAAUAUCUAAUAAUGCAGAUAUGGAUAUUAAAAAUAAUGUGAGCAUCAAGAAGAUAGUAGAUGGUAGAUCAGAUACUUCUGCAUCAGAAGACAGUGCUAUUUUCAGUCAAGAAGAUCCUGUCAAAAUAAAAGUUGAGGAUCCUGAGCCAGAAGCGUAUACAUGGGAUAACACAGCAGAUGCUAGCAAUUAUUCACAACUUAAUAAUGAUGGAACAAAUGUAUAUGAUAAUAUAAAUCUCAAUGGAUGCACAGAAUCACGCAAAAGAAAGAAAAGAGAACAUAUUGAAAUAGAUGCUUCAUUUGAGCCAGAGAGGAAGAAGAAGAAGAAGAAACACGUGAAAAGACCUAGAGAAUCUGAUUCAGAAUCAACAUGUGUGGCAGAGAAUGAAAAAGAAAUAAUUAAUAACAUCACAAGUACUGUAAAACGUAUUAAAUAUAAAGAAGAAAUAGAAGAAGAACAAGAUAAUAAAAAACAUAAGAAACACAAGAAGAAAUCUCUAGUAAUGUCGGAUUCAGAGCCAGAUUUCCCUGUUAAAAUAUAUAAAAAAGAAAAAGAAGAACAGAAUAAUAAGAAACAUAAGAAGAACAAGAAAGUAUCUAUGGUAAUGUCAGAUUCAGAGCCAGAUUUUCCUGUCAAAGUUAAAGAAGAAAAACCUGACCCGGUCAUAGAUAAAAUAAUCAAAGAAAGUUCAAGGAAUUAUGAGUCAUCUGGUUAUGAAAAUAUGGGAACACAAAAUUUGGAUGAACAUAUGGAAACGGAUAUAUGUACAAAAACAGAAAGUUCUGAUAAAGAAAAGAAAAAAAGAUCAAAGAAAGCAUCUAAAGACAUAGAUUCGGAGGUUGAGUUUAAAAUUAAAAGUGAAAAUAAAAUAGUCGAUGAUACUUUUGAAAUGAAUAAACACGACAGUGAAGAUGCAGUAGAUGAACAGCAUAAACAUAUGAACCAUAAUAUAUUAGAGUCGGAUAUUUCUUCAAGUAUCUCUGACAAUGAACAUAUAUCUAAAAAACAAAAAAAAAGUAAAAAAUCGUCCAAAGAGCCACUAGAUUCGAAGUUGAAACAUCAUGUUAAAAUAAAAGAGGAGGAAGAUAAUUGAUCUAGACAUUAACUCAUAUCAUGCAAUAUGUACAGAGAAAUUUAAAGAAAGUAAAAACCUUAUUGAGAGAGGACAAUAUUAAUCCUUUUAAUAUGAUGAUAGAAUCAAUGAUUUACAAAAAUCUUCCGUUUAUCCGUUAUAAUUGUAUUGUAAUAUUAUUAUGCUUAUGCACAAAAUAUUUUUAUCACAAAACCAGAUAACGAGGAAGAGGAAUGACUAGAUGAUAUCGAAUAUUGGCCAGGGAGUAAAAUGUUGCAUUGCUUGGAUAAAAAUAUCCAAUAUUUCUCCACCUGUGCUACUUUAAAUAUUUAAAUACCGGUUAUUUGCAAAAUUGUAACUUGCACGGAAAAAUUAAUGGUGUCGAUGGCAAAGAUAACAUUAGAAUUAACGAUAUCAAAAAAAUGAUCGAUUAGAUAUAAGUCUUUGAGAACAAUACUCCAACAAAGAAACUCGCUUCAGAAUAGAGAUAAAAAAGCACUUAAUCCAGAUGCGUAUAUGAAGAUUGAUAGUAAUGUUACAUAUAUAUUAUUGUAUAAGUAAUAUGCAAUAAUAGUAACAAUACGAUCGCAGUACGUGGAUGUGUUAACGGUAUACAAUUUUAAGUGUAAAUGUCCAGAAGCCUGAUUCGUGGAAUGUAUAGAUGUACGACGUGUAUAUAAAACUAAUUUAUAAUGGCGAAUCUGAAGUUACAAGCAAAUAUAUUAUUUCUUAAUUCCGCUUUCUCUCUUUGCAAACAUCUAACCAUAAUUUAUGGUAGGAUAUUAUUUACAUUAAUUUUUACUACAUACCGUAUUCUAUUUGUUUUUCUCGAUGUAAUAUUUUUAUAAGUUUCGUAUUGUACAUUAUAUGCGGAAGUAAAGCUCAUAGAUUCGUUGAACGAUAUUCCGAUCGUAUGUAUAAAUCGAUUGUAAGUCAAGAUAUAAAGAUUUAAUCGAAUUAAGAUUUAUAGUAAUAAGCUAGACACGAUGUUUUUACUUUGUCAUACAGAUAAGAUGUAUACAUCUCAGAGAUCCAUGUGCACGACGAACAAAAAUUGCCAUCUUGUACGUUCUGUGAAUUAAAAGAUUUUAUUUUCAAGACCA